AACUUAUGUCGGGACUGCCCACGGACAGAAACUGCGUGAGAAUCCUUUAAGCAACAUCGUCCACAUUCUCACUUUUUUGGACACUCGAAAAAAUAGGGUCGGUUCCCCAUGUCAAGCUCAUCAAGCUGAGAUAUUCAAAUCAUGCUUGGUCUACGUGGUCGGCGGUUGGAACGGCACCAGAGAUAACAUCUAGAAGGAUAAGCCACCGAAGCUGCGACGUUUGCUUCGAGGCUGCGCACGACCUUCGCCGACGCUGUGACAAAGCUCCGACAUGUCGACGUCGGUGUCGGCAUCCACUCCUAGAGGGGAGGCCGUCCCUCCACCCACAAUCCUCACCCCGCAAUCUAGUAGCGAAGACUCACCGGUCGGCGGCGGCGGCGGUGGUGGUGCAACGAGAACGUCAAAGACGAGCCUCGACUUCCGUCAGGACUCGGUCGAGUUGAGAAGACUACAUCACCAUCAUCACGAUGAUCCUGCACCCGCAGAAGACAAAGAGGAUGUCAGUGGUGGCGAGAGUGAAGACGAGACCAGACCGACGAGGAGGCGCAUCAGAAGAGUAGGAACGCUUUCGAAAGAAUAUACGGACGAGGAAGAAAGGGCCGUUUUGCGCAAGCUCGAUCGUAAACUGGUCCUGUUUCUGGGCUUUUUGUACAUGUUGAGUUUUCUAGACCGGUCGAAUAUAGGUAACGCACGCAUCGCCGGGUUGGAAAAGGACCUCUCCCUCUCAUCGUCCCAGUACGACUGGUUGCUCACGGCGUUCUACAUCACGUACAUCGCGUUCGAGUGGAUGAUCCUCCUCUACCGACACGUCCCCGCCCACGUGUACAUUGCCCUCUGCGUCCUUUCGUGGGGCGUGGUCGCCAGUCUACAGAGUUUGACGACCUCGUUCGGCCAGCUCUUGAUCCUGCGUGGCCUCCUGGGGGUCACCGAGGCUGCGUUCGGCCCCGGGGUGCCGUUUUUCAUGACCCACUUCUUCAAGAGGUCCGAACUGGCGUACCGGGUCGGACUUCAGAUCGCCGCGGCUCCCCUGGCGACGAGUUUCGCGAGCUCGUUGGCGUACCUGAUCGUCGCGACGAGUCAGAAUGGGCCCAUCGCGCCCUGGAGGGCCUUGUUCCUCGUCGAGGGCUUCCCGUCCGUCCUCGCGGCCGUGGCGGCUUGGUACUACAUCCCGGACUCACCGGGAAAGGCUCGAUACCUCACACCUCGAGAACGAAAGGUGGCCGUUCUCAGACUCGGGUCCGAGCAACAACAACAUCAGACGACGACGACGUCGUCCUCCUACAGGUCGGAUCACGGAGCGACAUGGUCUCAGCGACUUGAUCUGCACGAGAUCCGAUCGACCGUCCUGGAUCCAAAAUCGUACCUCUCGGCGUUGAUGUUUUUGAGCGUCAACGUGUCAUUCAGCUCCCUGCCCGUGUUCCUCCCGACCAUCAUCAACAGCAUGUCCUUUUCGCCGCUGGCGUCUCAAGCGCUGGCCGCCCCGCCUUACCUGUUCGCCUUCUUUUUCGUCCUCGUCGUGGGACGGUACAGCGACAAGGUCGCCGACUCGAGGUCGCUGUUCUUGAUCGGGGUGGCCUUGCUGAGCGCCUUUUCCUACGCCGGGAUAGCCGUCGCCGGGUACCUGCACGAGUCGCUGGGCGAGGCCGGGAGCAUCACGAUCCGCUACGUCGCCGUGUUCGGCGCCGCCAUGGGGCUGUUUUCCUCCGUCACCCUGAUCAUCACGUGGACCCUGAACAACCAGGCCACGUCCGCCGGCAAGGGCACCGGCCUGACCAUCCUCAACGUCGUGGGCCAGUGUGGCCCCCUGAUCGGCGUGCACGUCUUUCCCAAGAGCCAGGGCCCACUGUACGUGCAGGGUAUGGCCGUCUGUGCGGGGUUCAUGGCCUUCGGAGUCGCGGGCGUGGCUUUCGUCCUGAGGUUGGUACUCGACAAUGCCAACAGACGACGCGGUCUUGAAAACGACCUCACCAAAGCAGGAGAGUAUGAGCUGACGGAAAGCUUUGGACCCAAGGAGGCCCGUCGAGACGGAAGAGGGGGUGAUCAUGAUGAUUCGGAUGUCGAAGAGACACUCAUUGGAGGCGCUAGAAAGGUCUUUGGUGGUGACAAGGCCGGUUUUCGAUAUAUGCUUUGAUCUUUUUGUUAUAUCAGAGUACUUAUCGAAUAUACAGAACGCAGAAUAGCAGAAUACAGAGUGCU
Exophiala oligosperma is the source of this 2196-nucleotide messenger RNA. RefSeq lists its product as uncharacterized. Gene Ontology annotation, biological process: transmembrane transport. Lineage: Eukaryota; Fungi; Ascomycota; Eurotiomycetes; Chaetothyriales; Herpotrichiellaceae. Gene Ontology annotation, cellular component: membrane. The transcript is spliced from 2 exons. Gene Ontology annotation, molecular function: transmembrane transporter activity. The record is from RefSeq and is a predicted model, not a curated record. Bases 272 to 2131 code for a protein of 619 amino acids.